Molecule: messenger RNA, 2751 nt
Organism: Parastagonospora nodorum SN15
Lineage: Eukaryota; Fungi; Ascomycota; Dothideomycetes; Pleosporales; Phaeosphaeriaceae
Exons: 2
Coding region: 1-2751 (916 amino acids)
Biological process (GO): cytoplasmic microtubule organization; spindle assembly; microtubule nucleation
Cellular component (GO): spindle pole; centrosome; equatorial microtubule organizing center
Molecular function (GO): gamma-tubulin binding; microtubule minus-end binding
Source: RefSeq, a predicted model, not a curated record
AUGGCCUCCUUCAACCGAGAACGCGUCGAACACGCGUUGAACGAGCUGAUUGUGCGCAUUGUGCCCGAAGACGUCGACGAUGACGAGGAAAUUGCGAAUCAGCGCUUCGACGAGGCUUUUGGAUACGCUAUAGACACGCUCAGCGCGGCGGGGGACCCUCCACUCGUCCCAGACACCGACCACAUUGCCGACUUGAUAGACAGCAGGAUAUCCAGCAACGGUGACGCGCAGAGCCGAGCACGCUUCCACAACCUCUUGCAACGCCUCAUAUCACAGCCCGUUUUGGAUCAGAAAUGGCGCAUGCUGUACUUCCUCCACGAACUCUCCGACCUCCCUCUGCCGCAAGAGCAGCCCCGUACGCGUGACUCGCGCAGCCGCUCUCAUGAACCCACGACACCCUCCAAGAAGCACUCCAAUGCGCCGGCCGUCACCAGUCCCGCCUUCAGAGAGGCCUUUGCGCGGCCAGGCUUGACGACGCUGCCCGUCAAUACUGGCUCACCAAAGGCAAGCACGCGGCAAGCCCCGCCUCCCGUGCUUGAGAAGCCAGAAAGGAAAAAGGAACGGCGGCCCCAGUCUGCCACCAAGGAACAACAACAGGCCGACGCCGGGCAUGUCGAACGGCCCGAGACAGGUCCAUCAGAGCCGGCUCUACUGCGCGACCUGCCCUUCACUCUCCAGGGACUGUCCUCUACAAACCUCAUAUUCCCUUCACCGACUGCGCUCAAUCUCCCUCCCAGUCUCCCCGUACCCAUCAUCAGUCUCUUACACACCCUGGCUGAGCCCGCAAUACUGUACCGGGGACUAGCAGAGUUCGUGGAGUCGGCCGAUGGCGGUCUCAUAGGGCAAAGCUUUCGCUCUGCGUUGGCGAAAGAGCUGAGGGCAUACCUGGGCCUGGUCGCGACAUUGGAGGGUCAGAUACGGAGAGCCCUCACACAACUGAGCGAAGGACCCGCGCAUCAGGGCGUCAGCAAGGCCGGUGUCACACUGAAGCGAUGCAUGAUCUGGAUCCGAGAGCCUACAAUGGGGCUUCGACUGAUGAGCCUGAUGGUGGAGGAAUCGAAGACGAAAAAGGGCGGCGAGCUAAUCGCGCUGAUACACUCCUUCUCCCUGAACCACGGCGACCCGUAUGUCAUGGCCUUUGCUGAGCGCCUACUGUCUGAUGUCACGCGACCUUUUUAUGACAUGCUUCGGCAGUGGGUGUAUGACGGCGAGCUCUCAGAUCCCUAUGGCGAGUUCUUCGUCUCCGAGCAGAGUGAAGACGAGAUUCUGGAGGCGAAUGGCACCGAAGGCAAAGGAGGCGCAACCAGCGUGUGGGAAGACAAGUACCGGCUGAAUGACAAGAUGGUGCCCACCAUUGUGACUGAAGACUUCGCGAAAAAGGUCUUCCUGAUCGGCAAGACGUUGAACUUCAUCCGUUAUGGUUGCGGUGAUGCUGCAUGGGUGGACACCUACUCGAAGGAAGCAUCGAAAGAGCUGCGCUAUGGCGACACAGCGAAUCUGGAGCGCUCCAUUGGCGAUGCAUACAAGACAACCAUGGCGCGCCUGAUCGAUCUCAUGGCCAACAAGUUUAAGCUUUUCGACCACUUGCAGGCGCUGAAGCAGUACAUGUUGCUUGGUGCAGGUGACUUUAUCGCUGUGCUCAUGGAGUCCCUAUCUUCGAACCUCGACCGACCAGCAAAUACACAAUACCGCCACACCUUGACAGCUCAACUCGAGCAUGCGGUGCGCAACUCGAAUGCGCAGUUUGACACUUCGGAUGUUCUGCGGCGACUCGACUCUCGCAUGUUGGAAUUGUCACACGGCGAGAUUGGCUGGGACGUCUUCACUCUCGAGUACAAGAUCGAUGCGCCCGUCGACGUCAUUGUCACACCCUUUGGCUCCAAGCAGUAUCUCAAAGUAUUCAACUUCCUCUGGCGCGUAAAGCGAGUCGAAUUCGCUCUCGGCUCAACAUGGCGACGAUGCACGACUGGCGCCCGUGGUGUUCUGGGCACCGUCUCGGAUAAAGUUGGCACUGAUUGGAAGAAAGCGCGCUGUGCCAUGGCCGAAAUGGUACACUUUGUCAGCCAACUCCAGCACUACAUUCUCUUCGAAGUCAUUGAAUCAUCCUGGAUCGACUUGCAAAAAGCGCUCAACAAGCCGGAAAGCACCCUUGACGACAUGAUCGAAGCGCACGCAAAAUACCUCAACAACAUCACGCGCAAAGGUCUGCUCGGCAGCUCGAGUAUCGAUUUCACCGGCCAACUGCACGAGCUGCUUAAGACUAUGCUGUCAUACAAAGACGCCGUCGAUGGCUUGUACUCCUUCUCCGUUGCGGAGUUCACCCGCCGUCAAGAGCGCGUUGCAAAGAUUGAGACACGUACCGCCGCUGGCCGCUGGGGUCUGUCCGAACGCGACGCCGCCGUUUCUUCGCCCGACCCUUUCUCCCACUCACGCGCUCCAUCACGCAACCAAGAUCCCGACUCGCCCUUCCCACCACCCCUGCUCAAAAUCGGUAAUGGAUCCAGCGAAGACGACGUCCUGCCCGCUCUGCAGAAGCGUCUGGGCAAUCUAGUCGAAGACUUUAGGCAUAGGAUCAGUAUCUUGCUUGGUGAUCUCGUGCAUUCUCCAGACGGAGAGUUGAAGAUGCUGGCUGUCAAUAUCAAUUUCAACGAUGUGUACAAGCCGGAACGAAGGAGGAGAAAGGGCGAGAAGAAGAAGGAUGGCGUCAAGGAGACGCCAAAGACGGUGGCAGGGACGCCGGCUGCGGCGUAG